Messenger RNA from Rangifer tarandus platyrhynchus (Svalbard reindeer), 540 nucleotides. The record is from the annotation of a GenBank genome assembly. NCBI's taxonomy places the organism in Eukaryota, Metazoa, Chordata, Mammalia, Artiodactyla, Cervidae.
AUGCUAAUCAUCUUUCAGAGGAAAGGUCAUGGAAUCGGACCGGGCACAUCAGAGCUGGGGGAGGGGUGCUUGGAAAGGAUGGAAAGCGUCGCAGAAAGCCGGUCCGAGCCGGGAGAGCUCUCAGGAAAGAGAACGGCGAUGCGCAAGGCGAGUUUCACAAUUGGAGUCCCGGAAAAUCCCUACUCCUCCCGGUGCGAAGCCUCAGGGCUCAAGGUCCGGGCUGCGCAGGUCGCCGCACCCCUGGCCACAGGCUCGCCGCGGGGUGUCCCGGGGAAACGCACCGGCAGCCCCUCGGUCCCUAGUCCCUCUCACUCCAUUGGCCCCCCGGUCCCCGCCCCGACGCCCCCCACCCCCCGCCUCUGCGGCCCAGGAGUGGCGUCAGCACGCCUGCCCCGCGUGGGGUUUAAAUGCCCACUAGCGGGAGCCCGGGCGCUUCCAGCUCGGAGCGCGGUGGCGGCUGGAACUGCAGGGGUGGGAAGGCAGCGUGCGAGCGGGAGCCCGAGCCGCGGAGCGCGCUGCCCCUCGCUCCGCCGCGGAUGA